UCUCCAUUCCUUACUGCACAUACCCUAUGGUUAGCCAUAAUGCUGGUGAUACAAGCAAGCCCUCAAAAAGACUAUCUCCCAGCAUAGAAAAAGCUAUUACACCAUGUUUAGUAAGAAAUACUACCUUGAAUAAUUGUGCCCUAUUAUAUGGGAAUUGGGAUAAUUUGUUGAAUCUAAAAUCCUAAGAAUCUGUUUUUCUCUUGAAGAUAUGAAGCAUUGUCUGAAGUGCCCGGAAGAUAAAUAUUCCAAUAAGGAAAGAAAUGGCUGCCUCUCCAAGGUUGUGACUUUCCUGGAAGUUUCAGAACCUUUGGGGAUGACUCUGAUCUGUGUGGCUCUUUCUUUCUCUCUAAUGACAGUUCUGGUUCUCUGGAUAUUUGUGAAGUUUCAAGACACCCCCAUAGUGAAAGCCAACAACCGGGCUCUCAGCUAUACCCUCCUCAUCUCCCUCACCUUCUGUUUCCUCUGCUCCCUGCUCUUCUUUGGCCGUCCCACUGCAGCCACCUGCCUCCUCAGACAAACAACUUUUGGAGUCGUGUUUUCUGUGGCUGUGUCCUCCAUUUUGGCCAAAACCAUCAUGGUGGUUCUGGCCUUCAGGGUAACACCACCAGGGAGCAGGAGCAGGAUGUGGGUGCAGUCCAAGGUAUCCAACUCUGUUGUCCUCAUCUGCUCUGGGAUUCAGGUGAUUCUCUGUGGGAUCUGGCUGGGAACUUCUCCCCCAUUUCCUGACAUGGACCCAUACUCUGAACCUGGUCACAUCAUCAUUAAGUGCAACGAAGGCUCUGACUUUGCCUUCUACUCUGUCCUGGGAUACAUGGGCUUCCUGGCUCUGGGCAGCUUCACGGUGGCUUUCCUGGCCAGGAACCUGCCUGAUGCCUUCAAUGAAGCCAAAUUCACUACCUUCAGCAUGCUGGUAUUCUGCAGCGUCUGGGUCUCCUUCCUACCCACAUACCAGAGCACCAGGGGCAAAGCUAUGGUUGUUGUAGAGAUCUUCUCCAUCCUGACCUCCAGUGCUGGCUUAUUGGGCUGCAUCUUUAUUCCCAAGUGUUAUGUGAUCCUGCUGAGGCCAGAAAGGAAUACCCAAGAAAGUAUAAAAAAUAAAGUAAAUCCCAGGGCCAGGAAUCAUUCCAGAUGAUUGUCAGCUAAUUCCCACCAGAGGCAUGAUCAGUUUUAAGUAUAUCAAUAUGGCAAGGCUCUAGGAUAUUCCACUUCUUGGUGUGGUUUAGUAUCUC
Messenger RNA from Sarcophilus harrisii (Tasmanian devil), 1229 nucleotides. RefSeq names its product vomeronasal type-2 receptor 26-like. Gene Ontology annotation, molecular function: G protein-coupled receptor activity. The record is from RefSeq and is a predicted model, not a curated record. The coding region runs from base 209 to 1132 and encodes 307 amino acids. Gene Ontology annotation, biological process: G protein-coupled receptor signaling pathway. The transcript has a single exon. NCBI's taxonomy places the organism in Eukaryota, Metazoa, Chordata, Mammalia, Dasyuromorphia, Dasyuridae. Gene Ontology annotation, cellular component: membrane.